AUGCAGCUUCCUCUCUUCAUCAAGGUGCUUCCUCUCUUGAUCAAGAUGCUUCCUCUCUUCAUCAAGAUGCUUCCUCUCUUCAACAAAGUGCUUCCUCUCUUGAUCAAGGUGCUUCCUCUCUUGAUCAAGAUGCUUCCUCUCUUCAUCAAGAUGCUUCCUCUCUUGAUCAAGAUGCUUCCUCUCUUGAUCAAGGUGCUUCCUCUCUUCAUCAAAGUACUUCCUCUCUUCAACAAAGUGCUUCCUCUCUUCUUCAAAGUACUUCCUCUCUUGAUCAAGAUGCUUCCUCUCUUCAACAAAGUACUUCCUCUCUUGAUCAAGAUGCUUCCUCUCUUCAACAAAGUACUUCCUCUCUUGAUCAAGGUGCUUCCUCUCUUGAUCAAGAUGCUUCCUCUCUUGAUCAAGAUGCUUCCUCUCUUGAUCAAGGUGCUUCCUCUCUUCAACAAAGUGCUUCCUCUCUUGAUCAAGGUGCUUCCUCUCUUCUUCAAAGUACUUCCUCUCUUGAUCAAGGUGCUUCCUCUCUUCAACAAAGUACUUCCUCUCUUGAUCAAGGUGCUUCCUCUCUUCAACAAAGUGCUUCCUCUCUUCAUCAAGAUGCUUCCUCUCUUGAUCAAGAUGCUUCCUCUCUUGAUCAAGAUGCUUCCUCUCUUGAUCAAGUGCUUCCUCUCUUCAACAAAGUGCUUCCUCUCUUCAUCAAGAUGCUUCCUCUCUUCAACAAAGUGCUUCCUCUCUUCAUCAAGAUGCUUCCUCUCUUCAUCAAGAUGCUUCCUCUUCAUGCAUCCAUCAUGCAGCUUCCUCUCUUCAUCAAGGUGCUUCCUCUCUUGA
Trichomonas vaginalis G3 is the source of this 822-nucleotide messenger RNA. Its product is annotated as SLEI family protein family. The record is from RefSeq and is a predicted model, not a curated record. The coding region runs from base 1 to 822 and encodes 273 amino acids. The transcript has a single exon. NCBI's taxonomy places the organism in Eukaryota, Parabasalia, Trichomonadida, Trichomonadidae.